Messenger RNA from Linum trigynum, 207 nucleotides. The record is from the annotation of a GenBank genome assembly. NCBI's taxonomy places the organism in Eukaryota, Viridiplantae, Streptophyta, Magnoliopsida, Malpighiales, Linaceae.
AUGACAGCGCUCGUUUCUUGGUUACUAGUUGGCGAACGUGCGGAGAGCAAUAGUGCAUAUGCUUGCUUUCGGCUGCUGCUGUCUCUAGGCAAGAUCGGAAUGGGAGGGCGAGGUCCGCUGGUGGUGGCGAUGUGUUUGUCGGCGGGGAAGGGAUAUAAAACGAGGUUGCUUAUGAUAAAUGGUGAGAUGGUAGCGCUGAGGGAGUAG